AUGGCGAUGCUCAGGAGGCUGUCUCCCGCCGCUAAGGGAUCGGAUCCAAGCGAAGCACCGUUGCUUAACGAAAACGAGGCUGCUGAACCACGUCUACUCGACAGCGACCAGGUUCCCACUUGGUAUGCCCAUAACGAUUACAUUCGCACAGGCUAUCGGCCGGUCACAAAGUCUAUACAACUCUGUCUUCAGAGUUUAACAUACCUACACAAUGAGACUGUUAACAUCUACUCGCAUCUUAUUCCAGCUGCGACGGCGUUACUUGGCAACUACUUCUUAGCCCGUUAUUUCUCCUGGUACUUCCCACGAGCUUCUUGGGCCGAUCAGCUCGUCUUUCACAUAUACUUGACGACAUCAGUGAUCUGCUUUGGUAUUUCGUCAACAUACCAUACACUGCUGUGCCACUCUGCGUACUAUUCGGACUUAUGGGGUCGUUUGGAUUACGUCGCCAUUGUCUUUCAAAUACUAGGUUCCUUCAUAUCAGGCAUCUACAUUGGCUUCUAUUGCGAGCCAAAUCUACAGAGAAUCUAUUGGUCAAUGAUUGGUACACUAGGGCUCUUGACCGGCUUCGUCGUCGUGAACCCUCGUCUACAAAGUAAAAAAUGGAGAACUCUGCGCCUUUCGGCCUUCGUGGUGACAGGACUCUCAGCGUUUGCCCCAAUUAUUCAUGCUGCCAGCAUCUUUCCGUACGAACAACUUGAUAAACAGGCUGGUUUGAGGUACUACUACCUCGAAGGUCUGGUUAUUCUUGUAGGGGUUGUAUUUUAUGCAACGCACUUCCCUGAAUCAUGUAAUCCAGGAAAGUUCGACAUUUGGGGCUCUUCCCAUCAGAUAUUUCACUUGUUUAUUGUCCUUGGCGUCCUCGUUCACUUCUAUGGCAUCUUAGCUGCGUUCGGGUGGAACUACGAAAUUCAACGCUGCAAGUAG
Lindgomyces ingoldianus is the source of this 927-nucleotide messenger RNA. Its product is annotated as HlyIII-domain-containing protein. The coding region runs from base 1 to 927 and encodes 308 amino acids. The transcript has 3 exons. The record is from RefSeq and is a predicted model, not a curated record. NCBI's taxonomy places the organism in Eukaryota, Fungi, Ascomycota, Dothideomycetes, Pleosporales, Lindgomycetaceae. Gene Ontology annotation, molecular function: signaling receptor activity. Gene Ontology annotation, cellular component: membrane.